AUGACGUCAUCAUUGUACGCCCUCGGCGCAUCAUACCACAUCGACGGCACACCCAACCAAUGCAGGUACACACACCAACAGUGUGAUCCACACACACACACACACACACACAUGAGUGUCCCUCUCUCUGUCUCUGUCUCGGUGUGUGUGUGUAAUGUCAGCUCAGUUGACGCCGUCGGGCUGGUCGCCAAUCUGCUGCGCGGUGGCGGCGUGGCCGUACACAGAAUGACUCGCCCAUGGUCGACAGACACAUACUCCGACUACUGGUACACACACACACACACACACUCAGCCCUCUGCACACCGACCGGCUGACAUCUCUCUCUCUGUGUGUCUUUUGUCAGGUUCUCUCUGCCGUCGGCCUAUCAGUCGACGUCGGCCAUCGAGUCGGCCACUGCAGAGGACCUCCCAUCAGACCAACACGACAGCAGCACCAGCAGCCAGUGGGGCGACCUGCUCAUUUGGGCGCACAAGCGGACAGACACCCACACAGAGAGAGGGAGACGGCGGCUCAACGAGACACACACAAACACACACACGGAGAGGGCCGAUGAGGUCUGUGUCAAAGACGCCACGGGCGCCGUCCACUGUGUGCCCAAAGGCAGCGAGACCACAGAGGCAGCAGCCGAUACAAACACCACAGCCACUGCUGAGGAUGACCGCCACUACCAGCCGCCGGCCACCGCCACACACGAGGCGGCCGUCCACACAGAGGACACCGAUCCAGCAGCCCACCAGCAGCAGC
This is a messenger RNA of Vitrella brassicaformis, 745 nucleotides long. Lineage: Eukaryota; Vitrellaceae. The record is from the annotation of a GenBank genome assembly.